Molecule: messenger RNA, 2063 nt
Organism: Xiphophorus hellerii (green swordtail)
Lineage: Eukaryota; Metazoa; Chordata; Actinopteri; Cyprinodontiformes; Poeciliidae
Product: vascular cell adhesion protein 1-like
Exons: 8
Coding region: 246-1454 (402 amino acids)
Source: RefSeq, a predicted model, not a curated record
UAAAUGAUGAUUGCAGAAUAAUGUUGCUUAAAUGCGACUUCCUCUUCCUCAGAGUUGUUAUGUAAAUAUCAAGUCUGGUUUUCUGUGCCAUUCUCUGUGAAGAAACCGGAGGUGUGUGUUUGUUCUGCUGCUGAUCAACUAAUUAGCUAAGACUAAACCAUUUCCGUUUUUACAGCAAAUUAUUGUUUCUUAAAUUAGCUCCCCAAAGUAAAGCAGCUGAUUUCAUCGUGUUUCCAUUCAAGAACAUGAAGGACGACAAUCAGAGUCUGAUGGCGGCUCUGUCUGAGAAAAUGCUGACAGUCAGUAUGUUACUGAAUGUCUUCUUCAUUCCAGGUGUUUUUGCAGGUGAUUCGGCUGGUUGUCCCAAUCCAGAUCUUAUUGCUGACAUACCUCGGAAGAUUGAAGCUCUGAGUGGAUCUUGUUUGCAAAUCCCAUGUAAAUUCAGUUCAACACAUUAUACAUUCAACAACAGGAGACCCAUCUAUGGAGUUUGGUUGAGAACUAUUUCAAAUCUGUAUCACAAUCCAGAGGCUGUUAUCUUCAACAGCAGUGGGUCAGUUAACACAUUUUCACUGAAAAUGACUGAAAACCUGAGUGAGGGAGACUGCACCACUCUGUUUCCUGACUUAAAGACGAGUUAUACUGACAAAUACUUCCUACGGAUUCAUAAAGGGACAUAUAUGGCAACAGCUGAAUGUCAUCCUCUUAGUAUAACAGUUAAGGAUUCUCCUUGGAGACCCAGCAUUAAUAUCUCUGGUGGUGACCUGAAGGAGCAUCAGUCUGUCACUGUAACCUGCUCAGCUUUCACUCCCUGUCCACACUCACCUCCUGAACUCACCUGGAAUCUCCAACAAGACUCUCUCAGACAAACAGAGAAAAACACAAAUGGAACCUUUACAACUAAAAUCCAGGAGAACAUCACUCUGUCAGACACACAUGAUGGAUACAACAUCAGAUGUUCUGCCAGAUAUCCUGUGAUUGGAGGAAUCAAGACAGCAGAGACAGGAGAGACUCUCAGUGUUUCAUAUGCUCCUAGAAACACCUCAGCAUCCAUCAGUCCAUCAGGUUUGGUGUCAGCAGGUAGCAGGGUGGAGCUGAGCUGCUCCAGCAGAGCCAAACCUCCACCCAGCUUCACCUGGUUCAGGAACAGCAAACAAGGAGCCAUGAAUGUGUCUGUGGAGCAGAUUUACAGCUUCAACGCCAAUGAGGAAGAAGAAUAUUACUGUGUGGCUACAAAUGAUCUGGGGAAUCAGACAUCAUCAAUAUUUCUUAGUUUUGAAGAUCAUCAAGAGUUUGGACUCUUUCUCUGUGCUACAGUGAAGAUCCUGGGAAUCAUAAUCCUCUGCAGUGCAGUCGUCACCUUUGAGUGCUGGUUUAGAUCAUCCGACAGAUCAAGGAAGGAUCCAGCAGAACCAGAGCGGAUCAACAGAGUGAUGGAGAUUCAGGCAUCAUGAGCCACAAGGAGGCGAAGAAAACGUUCACUAUUAGUGGGACAAUAUCUUUCUUUUUUCUUGCAUUCGAAUUUGACUGUACAUGUGUUGAUUUUUAUUACAAGAUAAGCAGAUAACAUUUGAACUUGGCAUUAAAAUCUUUUUAAAAUGGAAACAAGGAAAAAUUGAGAUACUGCACAAAUUAUUCAUCUUUUGUUUGCCAUGUUUGCUUGUUAUUUUUUUCCCCCUUUUCUGUCAUUUAACCAUCAGCAUUUAUUGAGGAAGCACUUUUUCCUUAGACUAAAUGCUGCACGCAAUUUCCAGUACAUUUAAAAAAUAAAUAGUGACCUGUAUUCUAUUCUUUUUGCUGGGAAUAAAUAAAUUCAUUUUUAGACCAAAAGAGACCGAGCACAUUGCUUAUAUUUUUAAGUGCUGUGUCAAAUUUUACUGCUAUGUUUUAAACCAAGUUAAUUGAAAAUUCUCAUAUUUCUUGUGUUACACAAUUUUGUUCAGGCACUUUGAUGUAUUCAGGCAGUUCCUCUUUUAAACUUCUUUACUGAAUCGUGAAUAGUCUGACGAUGACAGUGUCAAAAAAAUGCCGUAAUUUUUCACCACUCUGUGAAUAUUAGAGUC